Molecule: messenger RNA, 4364 nt
Organism: Oryzias latipes (Japanese medaka)
Lineage: Eukaryota; Metazoa; Chordata; Actinopteri; Beloniformes; Adrianichthyidae
Product: muscleblind-like protein 2a
Biological process (GO): regulation of RNA splicing
Cellular component (GO): nucleoplasm; cytoplasm
Molecular function (GO): metal ion binding; RNA binding
Source: RefSeq, a predicted model, not a curated record
UGACGACAGUACCGUAAGCUGUCAAAAGCUUGUUGCUUAAAUCUGAGCAGCGCCACAAAGUGAAGAAGAAAUCGGAUCGGGUAAGCCCUGAUUUUUUUAAGGAGAAGGAAACAACUGAAUAUGUUAUCAAACAGAGGCUGCGGGUACACUUGACAGCUUGUUCCGGUUGAAAACGGUCGCUGUGUCAUCCGUCUGCUCUGGCUGUUGGUGCGUGAAGCCGUGAGGGAAGCUGUUCAUUCCUGAUGAUGAGGUCACUAUCGCAAGUGCCUUCAAAAAGACUAUUCUAGCACAAAUCCCAGUUGGUUCCUCUCACUCUGUUAAGUCAAAUACCAACCAGGAUACCUCAGUUGUUUGCACUCAGCCAGGACCUAAAAGAUCAAAUGUGAGCCAUAAUAUUGGAAAAGAAACAUUUCCCAGGAAUCCACUGAUCUUUACCCUAACUGUUGAUCUCAGUUUUUGCAGAAAAUAAUCAAACUUGUGGUUGUUUUUUUUAAUUUUUUUCUUAAUGAGCAAAUCCUCAGCAACCAGCAUCUCAUUUUUUCCACUCCAGCUGACCCCUUCUUUUAAACGCACAGACGAUCACACACAACAGUAAAUGUGUGAGAAACCUACCCUUUUUUGUGCGUGUCUGUAAAGUUUUGAACAGCGAAGUUUUUACUUUUAUUGUGAACUUUAACCUUUGGGACAUGGCACUGAAUAUGUCCGCAGUAAGAGACACAAAAUGGCUCACUUUAGAAGUCUGUCGCCAGUUUCAGCGAGGAAACUGUUCACGCAGUGAUGAGGAAUGCAAGUUUGCACAUCCGCCCAAGAGCUGCCAGAUUGAGAACGGGAGGGUCAUCGCCUGCUUCGACUCUCUGAAGGGCAGAUGCUCAAGAGAAAACUGCAAGUAUCUCCAUCCUCCGUCACACUUGAAAACCCAGUUGGAGAUUAACGGCCGCAACAAUCUCAUCCAUCAGAAGACGGCGGCCGCUGUGCUCGCUCAGCAGAUGCAGCUCAUGAUCCCUGGAGCCGGUCUGCAGCCUAUGCAGACAUUUCCUGUUACACAGGGACUUGGCACCAACGCCAGUCUUGGUUAUGGUUCUUACAUCACACAAUUGAAUCCUGGGGUGAGCCUCAUCCCCCAAGACCUCCUCUCCAGCAACCCAGUUCUGGUCUCAGGCAGCCAAGGUGUCCCAGUUCAGUGCUCCUCCUCCUCUUCGUCCUCUUCUACUUCUUCUCCAUCGCAGAAGCUUCAGCGUACUGACAAAUUAGAGGUGUGCCGUGAGUUUCAGCGGGGGAAUUGUGCCAGAGGGGAGACGGAUUGCCGUUUCGCUCACCCCAGUGACAGCCCGAUGAUUGACGCCACCGAUAACACAGUCACUGUUUGCAUGGACUACAUCAAGAGCCGCUGCUCCAGGGAGAAGUGCAAGUAUUUUCACCCGCCUGCACACUUGCAGGCCAAAAUCAAAUCCAGUCAGCAACAAGUCAGUCAGGCGGGCAGUGCUGCCGGGACCACAGCUGCAGCCAUGACUCAGUCGACUGCCAAAGCAAUGAAGCGACCCCUCGAGCCAACUGUAGACCUGGCCUUUCCACAUAGUGUUUUGCAAACCCUACCAAAGAGACCCGCUCUUGAGAAGAGCAGCUGGGCGAGCGCUCUCUUUACCCCAAAUUUAUUGCACUACCAACAAGCUUUGGCCAACGCUCAUCUUCAGCAGCCUGCUGCAGGAUUUUAUCCCACAGGUUCUGUAUUUUGCAUGACUCCAGCUAACAAUGUCGUCCCCAUGAUGUACAGUGCUACGCCUGCUACUGUCUCUGCAGCAACUACUCCCGCCACAAGUGUCCCCUACGCAGCAACACCACCAGCCAAUCAGAUCAUCCUCAAGUAACCGUCAGAAACAGAGGCCAGCGGGAUGUUGCUGCUGGUUAAAGCCCUAAAGAUUGUUUGUAAAUAUCGUUAAUUUCACAGCCAACAUACAAACAAGCUGCAUGUUGAUGUCAACACUAUGGAAAAGCCUGCUGCCAUAAUUGGUAUUUAUGAUGAUAUAUCGAAUCUAUUGGCAUCGCAGACGAUUGUUGUUUGUGCACACUUAAGCACCGUGCGUAACAAUGGUUCCCUAAUGGCGUGCAUUAAGGUGAACCCACUGGGGAAGUCGGGGAUGAAACCAUGUGUCAUAUUAUAAAGAGCUCUUUUAGUAAAAGCUCCCAUAUAGAAAAGAAGUAUACAGAAAGGCCUACGGUGCAAAAAAUCUGCAAAAUCAUUAUUCUAACCUAUCUGGAAAACUAUAGAAAGAAUUUUGCCGAAACUGUUUUCAAUGAUGUACAUAUUUGAAGUGGAAAGGAAAGAAACGUCUACUGUUUUAACAGGUUUAUGUCAGCUGCAAAACAAUUCCAGAUUUUGUUUUCUUCUUGAAUGUGCUAUUUAAUGUAAAAAAAAAAAAAAGCAUAACAAAAAAACUCUUGUUUAUGAUUGUUUUACCUAGUGCCAGACUUAAAUAUUUUAAACAAACCAGUGAAAGCACUUAUUUAAACUUUAUAUUAUAAAAUGUAAUCUGCUAGCAGGUUUAUGGUCAUCCCUUUAAAAAGCACUGAGGCGGCUUCUCCGUCUCUGCAUGUCUGUCCCUGUAAUCCCCGUAGAGCUGGAUCAGGGCUCCACCUACUGGUGUGCCUUGGAACUGCGUAAACAGGUUGUCAAAUGCUGUUUAAAUCCAUUUUUUUACUCAUUCUAAACUAUCACUUGAUUGUUCUUGUUGUUGUUUAUGGUAAGACUCACCGAUAGAUCUGCAAGUUGUCACUAAAGGCAUGAACGAAGGCUCAUCAAAAGGCUGUGGAAUUACUGUUUAUAUUCAGACUAAAGGUUUCGUGGUCCUGUAAGGGUGUUGUGUGAGCUUAAUGUUACAGUCAGCAUUAAGUACUGUAUUUUUUUUUAAUGUUACAAGUGCCUGAAAGAAUAGAAAAUGCAAAGACAUCUUAAGCAUAGUUUAAAGGCUUUUAUGUAAAAACUCUUAGUUAAAUCUUCUUUAGUCACAGACAUCAGAGGUUUGUUUUUUUUAAUGCCACAACAGUGCAUUAGUAACUUGUAAUAGUUCUUUUCCAUCUAUGUUCAAAUCUGUGUGUUGUUGUACUCAUUAUAAUACCUAUAAAUUGGCUUUUAUGCUACUUUCUUUCAAUAUUUUGGAAAUAUUAUUAACGUAGUUAACAAUGAGGUGAACAUGCUAUUUAUGGUAUGAGGAGCUAAACAUUUGGGUAUUUUUUGGUUUUUGUGUGGUUAAAGUGCUAUUAUGCAAGUAGUUCUCUGUGAAAAUGACAGCAGACAGAAUGAGAUUGUCCAAAAGAAUACUUACUUUGUCAUUCUGAUGUCUUUUGAUUUGGAACACUUCACUAAAGCAUAGUCUGUAUUUUGUGGUGUGAAACUACCAACCUUUUCUUCAAUGUUAUCUUUUGAAUAUUCUGCAUUUGCUCAUUUUUUUCAUUCUGUAUUCUCCUGAUGAAUUCUUUUAUUAAGAUCAGUACAUUUAUUUUACUAGUUUAGAACUCUUUGGACAUUUAUUCUUGUGUAUUUCAACGAUAAAUGUAAUUUAUGAAUCAGAUUUUAGUUUUGUUCCUGAAAGGAUCUGUUGCUAAAUGACUUUAUGUUUCCACAGGUUGAAUGUUGGAGAAAGAAACCGACAAAAUCAUUUCAUUUUGUCACUGCCUUGUCACGUAAAUCUUUGCAUGAGCAAAUUUCUUGACGUGCUCAAAAAUGAACACUUAAAGACCACAUUCUACACAAAAAUGUUGUGCUUUUAUUAUGUCUUGAAUUUGUAGAUUGUAUUUGAGUGUAAAAAGACCCCAAAAUCGCUUAAUAUCCAGAAAUGUUUCAAGUAUUUUAAUGUGAGAUGAUGGGUUGUGAUUUCCAAACAAAAGGAUUUGGGGAAAUUAAAUUUUUGAUCUUUUGAUUAGAAAGACACGGUCUGACUCAGAGGGGUAAAUGUAAUCCUUUUCAGCACUUUUGCUACAGUCACAUGACUGGAAAUAUGCGCUUAUUAUAAUUUUUUUGGGAACUCUGCCUUAUUUUCCUUCUGUUUCUCAAUCGGUUUUGGUUUCACAGUUCAGAAUUGUUUUAGGAAAUUGCUUCAACUUAAGGUUUCCUAAAGUCUUGAGCCUAAAGCCAUGGUCGCAGAUUGUAUUUCAAAUUCUACCCUGAAAGGCCUCGUGUCAACUCCUUGGUUUGCUUUGAAGCUGCCAAUGAAGGUGCCAUUAGGUUACAAACUGAAAUAAAAUCCUAAUGUUUUUCAAGAAAAGUUGUGCAUAAUUAAACAUUUCAUAUGGACAGUUUUGGUCUGUAAGUUUAAAGUUAUGUCAAAUCUGAUUUGUUGCAAAUAAAUUAUAUGUACCUGAAAUUCAAA